Messenger RNA from Toxotes jaculatrix (banded archerfish), 1524 nucleotides. It is a transcript of the gene cmc1, whose product is annotated as C-x(9)-C motif containing 1. The record is from RefSeq and is a predicted model, not a curated record. The transcript is spliced from 4 exons. Gene Ontology annotation, cellular component: mitochondrion. Bases 78 to 401 code for a protein of 107 amino acids. NCBI's taxonomy places the organism in Eukaryota, Metazoa, Chordata, Actinopteri, Toxotidae.
AGCGGAAGUACUUUUGAUCUUACGUGAGCUAGGUCACAUUGGUUCGGGUUUGUAAUGUUGUGAGAAACAUCACCGCUAUGGAGGCAGCUAACACAGAGGAGAUCAAUCUGAGGCAUGUGGAAAAAGAUGUCCUGAUCCCCAAACUGAUGAGGGAGAAAGCCAAGGAGCGCUGUGCAGACAAAGUUGAAGCCUUCAACAGCUGCUGUAAAGAAUCUGGUUUCUUCAUGGUGUUUAAGUGUCGAGAGGAGAAUUCAGCGCUGAAGGAAUGUCUGACACUACACUACAAGGACCCUGCGUUCUUCGAGGAGUGCAAGCAGGACUACAUCCGAGAGAAACUGGAAUUUGAGAGGACGGGGGUCCCAUCAAAGAACAGGAAACAAAAGCUCCCAACUAGCAUGUAAUGAGCAACAUGAAACCCAAACAACUUCCCUCAAGUGAAGGUGAGGGUACGGAGCAUAAGGCUCCAAACCAGAGCCAGCAGCAAGUCCUGCACACAUAGGACACAUGGUCAUCUGGCUGGGUUUAUUAUUGAUAAAGCCACAAGCGUGUCUUUUAUUUAAAUAAGUACUUUGGUGUGUGAGAGUGGUACAUAAUCAAAAUGACGCCUAUUUUUUAUGUUCUGCAUAUUUGCAAAAUCUUCUCCAUCAGAUGGCCGCAGUUGUUGCAUACUACUGCUGACUCAUUUGACUGAGUCAGCAGUAGUUAUGUGACAUUUACCAAUGAGCUUUUUGAUUGAUAAAAGAGAGCAGCAUUUUGGCUCUGCAGGCGUGCAGUCGUAAAUUGAGGGACACUCAGUGUCUGCUGAACACUUUGUUGUAUGUUCAUAUUUUACAUGUAAUGAAAAUAUGAACCAAACUCGAGUGGUAAUGAAGAGUCAUGCUUGUUGCCGGACUUGUACAGUGUCUGUUAGAGAUCUUUUACAACUAACCCAAGCAAUGAAACCCAUUUACAAAAUCAUGUGAUCAGGUGACAUAUGCAAUGAAAUGUGACACUGUAAAUAUUCUGUGGCAGUAAAGUGUAUAUAAGCGGCAAAUUAGACAAAGUAUGAAUCAUUCAUGCAUGUGCUUUGUUCCACAUAAACGUCUGCUCGAUUUAGUCAGAUGUUACAAAUGUGAAUAACAUGUAUUCCAGAGGGGUUUGGACACAUAGCAGCUCAUGUUCAGGCAUCUUUAACUUAAAAUGUACCUACCUGCAGUACACCGUGUACUUCAGUUUAGUUGCCGUUCAGUGCAUUGAAAAGUAGGCGGAAAUUUCUAAACAUUUUCUGAUUAAAUUGUUCGCUCUUAUUGGCUUUAAUUUGUACAAUAUAACAGAUUUUGUUAAAAUGUUCACAGUUUCAAUUUUAAAUCAGCUGAGUUUAUUUUUUGAAAAAAAUGCAAAACAAAAAAACCCAAAUCAAAUUAAUAUACAACAUCAGCUGGAGUCCUGGUUCUUUAAUAUGAUUUUCUCUUAUUCUCUUUUUGGCGACAGUACGCAGGCAGGUGACUGAGGUUUGUUGCCUUUUAAUUAAAAUGAUUGAAAUCA